AUAGAUAAUGGCAUUGUAAAACUAAGCAUAACAAAUCCAGGGGGGCUGAUUAAAGGAGUAGCAUACGGAGGAGUUGAAAAUGUCCUGGAAGAACAGUUUGAUGAUUCAGAUCGAGGGUAUUGGGAUAUUACCUGGAGAAUGCCUAAGAUCAGCAUGAGUUCUUUCGACAAGCUGGAAAGUUCAAGUUUCAGUAUAAUAACACAGAGUGCAGAGGUGAUCGAAGUUUCAUUCGCAACGAAAUGGAAUCCGUCGCGCCACAACGUGGUUCCACUCAACAUAGACAAGAGGUUUAUAAUGCUGCGUGGUGUCUCCGGUUUCUACUCGUACGCGAUAUUCGAGCACAUGAAGGGAUGGCCUGCUCUGAAAAUUGAUGAAGCAAGAAUUGCAUUCAAGCUUCAAGAAAACAUGUUUGAAUACAUGGCAAUCUCAGACGACAAGCAAAGGAUUAUGCCAAAGGAUGCAGAUAGGAAAUCGGGACAGCAACUUGGAUAUCCAGAAGCAGUAUUAUUGACGAAUCCAAAGAAUCCAAGCCUCAAAGGAGAGGUAGACGACAAGUACCAGUACUCGUGUGACAACAAGGAUAGCCACUUGCACGGCUGGAUCAGCUCGUGGCCCCACCUCGGCUUCUGGCUCAUAACGCCAAGUGAUGAGUUUCGAGCCGGUGGUCCCAUCAAAACAGACCUCACAUCCCACGUCGGCUCUACUUCUUUAGCUAUAUUCUUUAGCACACAUUAUGCUGGUCCAAAUUUUGGAGUAAAAUUGGACGUUGGGGAGACAUGGAAAAAGGUUUUAGGUCCAGUUUUCAUAUACCUUAACUCAGGGUCAGAUAAUAACCCUAAUACCCUCUGGCAAGAUGCAAAAAGACAGAUGUACACAGAAAUGAAGAAAUGGCCAUAUGAUUUUCCAUCUUCAGAGGACUACCCUAAUGCAAAACAACGAGGACAAAUCCGCGGCCGCUUAUUGGUAAGCGAUAAGUACGCCACUACUUCUCCUACAGUCGCAAGAUCAGCUUAUGUUGGAUUGGCUCCACCUGGACCUGUCGGAUCUUGGCAAGAUGAUUCCAAGGGCUAUCAAUUUUGGACACGGACCGAUAAAAAUGGGGUGUUCAGCAUCAGAGGAGUUCGUGCAGGCAUCUACAAUUUAUACGGUUGGGUUCCGGGUGUCAUCGGCGACUUCAGACGUGACGGCGAUGUUGUGAUCAAGCCAGGAAGUGAAGUUGAACUCGGUGACGUUGUGUACCAACCUCUGAGAAAUGGGCCGACGCUGUGGGAAAUCGGGAUCCCUGAUCGCACUGCCGCCGAGUUCUUCAUACCCGAUCCGUCGCCGCGCUAUUUGAACAAGCUAUUUCUCAACGGGAAAGAAAAGUACAGACAAUACGGUUUAUGGGAUAGGUACACUGAAAUAUAUCCUGGAAAUGAUCUUUCGUACAUAGUUGGACAGAGCGACUACAGACGAGAUUGGUUUUUCGCGCAUGUUAGCAGGAAAUCAGAAAAAAAUACUUAUGUAGCAACAACGUGGAAACUAUCAUUCAAUCUUAAAAAUCGCGUGGCCAGAACAGGAAACUACACACUGAGGAUUGCCCUUGCAUCUGCUACCAUCGCCGAAUUGCAAGUAAGAAUCAACAAUCCAGACAGUAAGUCCCAUUUUACGACAGGGGUGAUAGGUAGGGACAAUGCAAUAGCAAGACAUGGGAUUCAUGGAAGAUACUGGCUCUACAGUGUAAAUUUAUGGGAAAAACUGAUUAUCGAUGGAACCAACACAAUCUAUCUCCGCCAAUCAAAAGCCGACAAUCCUUUCACCGGACUUAUGUAUGAUUAUAUUCGCCUCGAGGGGCCAUCUCCUGGAUGAUGGAUGUCUCAAUUCUAUAUACCUAACAUUACAAAUUUACACUAAAGUAUCUUUUCAUUUUUUAUUUUU
This is a messenger RNA of Salvia miltiorrhiza (redroot sage), 1917 nucleotides long. RefSeq lists its product as uncharacterized. Lineage: Eukaryota; Viridiplantae; Streptophyta; Magnoliopsida; Lamiales; Lamiaceae. The transcript has 12 exons. Gene Ontology annotation, molecular function: catalytic activity; carbohydrate binding. The coding region runs from base 139 to 1848 and encodes 569 amino acids. Gene Ontology annotation, biological process: carbohydrate metabolic process. The record is from RefSeq and is a predicted model, not a curated record.